GAGAAAUCCUUCAGUCUGGAGAGGAGAGACCAAUUUCAUUCAUUUUCAUCAUCUGAGACAAACAUGACGUCUGCUGUCCAGCUCAUCGUUCUUCUGGCCUGCAUCUUCCACUGCAUGUCAGGAAAUCCUAUUAUUACGAAAUGCCAUUGUAUAAAGACCAUCUCGACUGUACGGCGCCCUCUCAUCGCUGAUGUGAAGGUGUUUGAACCGAGUCCGUUUUGCAACAAGCAAGAAGUGAUAGCCUUCAUGAACGACAAGAGUAAACGCUGUCUUGAUCCGGAGUCAGAUUUCAUCAAAAAUCUCCUGCAGGAAAGAGGACUGCAGAGGACAGCAGAGACACUCUCGACAAAAACAACAACAACAACAUCAACAUCAACAACAACAUCACCGUCUGCCACAAGGGAUCGACACUGAAGCUGCUAUUCACUCUGUUUGUGUUGGUUUGACUUUAUUUAGGUCUACAAACAUUUGCACCAGCAGCUAAAACUAAAAUAUUUAUUUCAGGAAACAACAGGCUUGUAAAAUCAGCAAACUGUGACUUUUCCAAAAUAUCUGUCAGAUUGUACUUUAAUGUACAAGAAAA
Molecule: messenger RNA, 583 nt
Organism: Poeciliopsis prolifica (blackstripe livebearer)
Lineage: Eukaryota; Metazoa; Chordata; Actinopteri; Cyprinodontiformes; Poeciliidae
Product: permeability factor 2-like
Exons: 4
Coding region: 64-414 (116 amino acids)
Biological process (GO): chemokine-mediated signaling pathway; inflammatory response; antimicrobial humoral immune response mediated by antimicrobial peptide
Cellular component (GO): extracellular region
Molecular function (GO): chemokine activity; CXCR chemokine receptor binding
Source: RefSeq, a predicted model, not a curated record